ACCUUGGCGGCCCUCGGUGCAUGUGAGCCAAGACAAGUCCAGCACCAUGACGCCGUGACCGCCGCCCAAUUCUCACUAGGCUUCUAUCGCUCAUGGCGAGCAGCAUCAACGGAUUAGACAACACUGCUAAACACCGCGUGAUUCCCUAGCCAGGACUCUCUACGUCUUGGUCGGCCGAGACCACCCGGCGAGGCGGCGACAUGGACGAGGACGGCAGCCAGGACACACUCGAUCGGGCCGGAGUGCCUCGCCAGGGAUGGAGGCAAAACGGUCGAGUGACGAUUGCUUGCACCGCCUGCCGCAGUCAGCAUCUUCGCUGCGACGCCGCUCAGCCAGUGUGCUCCCGAUGCCGCGCACUUGCCAAGCGUUGCAUGUACACCAACGUGCGACGGAGUCGCCGGAAGGCUCCAAAGGUCUUGGAGAGUUCGGCGCCGGAGCCCCAAGACCAGCAUGAGGACGGUUACGAUGCCAUACCCACGACCGACUUAGCCGGUGUCUCUGCCAUGACGCAGCAGGGACCAUCGAUGAACCGGCGACCAGAUGCUUCCUCACAGCCUUUCACCCCCAACGUCUCCGUCGAGGUCAGCUCCGCUAUUGAUGCAUUCUAUUCCCGCUUCUUCCCCGGCCAUCCGUUUGUACUUCCAAAGAUUCCCUUCAUUUCUCAGCUGCAACGGGACCCCGCCUCGGUUGCGGACUUGCUGUCAGUCAUGGCCCUGAUUGGGUCCCUGUAUCUCCGCGAUGGGCGAUCGCAAGCGUACAGACGAGGCACUGAGCAGUCACUGCAGCGGCAACUACCACGGGGGGGAUUCUCUGUGCAGGCCCUCAUGCUCUUUGCCCUGGUACUGGAGUGGAGCGGCGACAACGAGCGGGCGGAAGCAACCUUGGGGCUGGCCAAAUCGAUGGCCCUGGCGAUUCACAUGAACCGGAAGGCCUUUUCAAUACGACACGGUCAAGGUAACCCAGUCGUGGAGGAAUGUUGGCGACGGACUUGGUGGGACCUCUAUGUCAUUGAUGCUCUAUUUGCUGGCAUUCGUCACCAGCCCACCUUUGAUCUCUGGAGCGUCGACGCGGACGUGAACCUGCCUGGGGAAGAAGCAGACUACAUUGACGGGAAUAUCGCGUGCCCGCGCACGCUUUUGGAUUACGAAGACCGAGGUUUCGACGAGGUAGACGUUCCGUUCUCCUCCUUUACGUACCUCAUCGACGCGGCUCGCAUCUUGGGGACCACGCUAGCGGCCGGAGACGUCAUGGGAGGAUCUCCGGUAGCCCUGGUCAAGAACGCCGAGGCGAAUAUCAUGAGCUGGGACCUGCACCUACCGCAGAGCAAGAGGGAUCCCGUCCGCCCCAACGGGUCCGUCGACGAGGUGCUCUUUCGGGCGCACAUGGUGAUUAAUACUGUGGCGACUCACCUACACAGGCCGAGGUCGCUCCUCCACUACAGCACGAUGGAAUUGCUAUGCUCCAAGUACGCGCCGCCUCUACCGGCAGAAGUUUUGGCGCCGGAAGAGAAGCACCACGACAAGCACACGCACAAGGCCAUCCGUGCAGCUAUUGCUUUCAUCGACCUCCUGACGGUGCCCGCAACCCCAACGUCGCAUAGCCCCUUCGUCAUGUGCAUGGGCUCCAUGGCGAUGGCGACACACAUGUCCGCGUGCGAGCUCCUCCUCCGUGACGACGACUUUGCCCAUGCGCGAGACCGUGUGCGCGUGUUUCUCGGUAUCCUGCGGGCGUUUGAAGGGGUGUGGCCACAAGCAUGCAAGUGGUCCGGUGAGAUGAGGCUCAUGGCUAAGGCGGUGUUUGCGAACCGUGAUAGGGCCGGAAACCUCAUUACAGACCCGCUGGGAGCAUUGACGCAGAGCCUGGGCGAUGGGGUCUCGCACACGGACAAUACGGGCUCUGGAGGCUCUGUGGAUGACUUGGACAUGCUGCUCACCGAUGCAGGCUUUGGCGAGAUUAUCAUCUGAACCAUUCGAUGACCUUUUGCUUCGAAUAAAUAAGCGUCCAACAUUACGACACAAAAGUUAUCACCACUUUGCCAGAUCUACCUCGUUGCCGUCCAAACUCCCACGCUUCGACAGCCUUGUCGAUGGGAAACUCCGUCACCUUGAGCGGCUUGACGGAGCCUGUCUGUAACAGUUCCGCAACUUUGCCCAAAUUCUCGCCGGAAGCCGUGACGACAAAGUAUACCCAGUUUACAUGGGGCUUUGCCUCGCUGAGCUCUGGCUUCGCCUUGCCAGAAGCCCACGGGGGAGGUGGAUCCGCCACCGUGACCACGGCGCCGCCGUCCCUGACCGUCUUUGACGCCUUGGCGAGCGUUUCACCGCCUACCGUGUCAAACACAGCAUCGACGCUGUCGACUGCGUCUUCCCAGUCAGUAGCGUUGUAGUCGACGACUCUACUGGCGCCGAGCUCCUCGACGAACGAAUGGUUGCGCGAAGACGCCAGCGCAAUCACCUCUGCGCCCAGAAGCUGCUUUGCGAGCUGCACGAGCUGCACGCCGACAGCGCCCGACGCGCCCGUGACGAGCACCCUGGCGCCCUUUUCAAGUUUGGCAUGCUGGAAGAUGGCCUCCCACGCCGUCAGCGCGGGGAUGGGCAGCGCCGCCGCCUGGGCGUGCGAAAUGGCCGCGGGCUUCCUCGUGACUUCGGCCGGCGAGGCGACCGCGUACUCGGCUUGGCCCCCCUGGCUCGCGUCGGCGGCGAGCAUGGCGAAGACAUCGUCGCCAACGGCGAGUGGGCCGGCGUAGGAUGGGCCCAACGCGCUGACGACGCCCGAGAUGUCAUGGCCGGGGAUGCGGUUGCGCGUGUUGUAGACUUCGGGCCAGGAGACCUCGUCGGCUGUGACCCCAGCGGCGUGCACGCGGAUGAGGAUGUCGCUGCCGGUGGCCGUUGGCUGGGGCAUGUUGUCGUUGAGGACCACGGAUGGGGCGGACUUGUCGCCGAGGAUCUGAACGGCCUUCAUGCUGGGGCUGGGUUGGGGCAAAUGCUAUGCUAUUGUCUUUUUUUGGUCUUGUUGAGGGCUCGUGUUCAUUCGUCGUUGUCGUCGUCGUGGAUAAUGAUGGGCAGUUUCAUGCCAACCCUUGGAGCUGACGCAUCAGUCGACGACACACCCCGUUAAGUACUCCGUCACUUGUUGGGCAACCGCCAUCGAUGCGACAUGGCGUUCGGGUCAAACUCAAACUGCAUCGGGUCGCGGCCACCUAGCAGGCGUUACGAGAGGGGUACUCUUCUACUAUCCAGCAACCGCCUCGUCGUGUGCACUUCACGACUGGUACCAACUGACUCCUUCUCUGUCCAUUACAUGGAAUGGACAGCUUGGGCGUGACAUGGCUUCGGGUCAAGGUCAGCUUAUGCAGCGAGACGCGGGGAUGUCUCGCUGCCAAGAACCGGUGUCCGACCCGAAUACAGACAGCGACUUGGCAUCCGCCGUAUAUCUCGUGCCAUUGCAGGUAGCCUCAUGUACUCGGGCCGCUCGGGAAGGGCGGGGCGUCCCCUCCGACCCGGUGUGGGGCCGUGUCUCCCGCGCUUUCAUCAGGCGGUAGUGGGCCUGGGCCAAACGGGUAGCCGUCUCGGGUACCCGGCAAGCCGGCACCCAACAGAAAUAUCCUCACAUGUUGCCAGCACUGUCUAUGGAAGGGGAAAUCUGUCAAGGGGUCGGCAGUCGGUCGGCAUCUUCGUGGAGUACUUCCACGUCAUCUGACUUGGACUGAGUCGGACCAUGAAGUCAUGAAUGAUCCUAC
Messenger RNA from Purpureocillium takamizusanense, 3739 nucleotides. RefSeq lists its product as uncharacterized. Lineage: Eukaryota; Fungi; Ascomycota; Sordariomycetes; Hypocreales; Ophiocordycipitaceae. Gene Ontology annotation, molecular function: zinc ion binding; DNA-binding transcription factor activity, RNA polymerase II-specific; DNA binding. The record is from RefSeq and is a predicted model, not a curated record. Gene Ontology annotation, biological process: DNA-templated transcription; regulation of DNA-templated transcription. The coding region runs from base 201 to 1964 and encodes 587 amino acids. The transcript is spliced from 3 exons.